This is a messenger RNA of Funneliformis mosseae, 130 nucleotides long. NCBI's taxonomy places the organism in Eukaryota, Fungi, Glomeromycota, Glomeromycetes, Glomerales, Glomeraceae. The record is from the annotation of a GenBank genome assembly.
UAAAAACAUUUAGUAAGCAUCCAAACUAUGUUCUGUCAGAUGAUGAUAAAAAACAGAUUGGAAUUGAAGACAAUCUUUGUAGAAAAAAGAAAAAUCUAACAAGUAAUGUUGUUUUAUAUUCUCACACCAG